Molecule: messenger RNA, 1758 nt
Organism: Sporothrix schenckii 1099-18
Lineage: Eukaryota; Fungi; Ascomycota; Sordariomycetes; Ophiostomatales; Ophiostomataceae
Product: RING finger domain protein
Exons: 2
Coding region: 1-1758 (585 amino acids)
Source: RefSeq, a predicted model, not a curated record
AUGCCGCUCCUUUUCAGUGACCCAAUCUACGAGGGGCAGACAACAGUCCCAAGUAGAAUCCUUCGAAAUCUAACGGCUGUGAGCGGCGACAUUGCAUAUUCAGACCAUGUCACCGACAACCUGACCGUCCUUCUCUCCAAGUUCACAGAGACGCAGAACGGUAUAUUACAAGGUCUCCUUUACGUUCCUGACCUUGACCCUGAUGACCCCUGCUACGUCUCGGAGAGCGAUUAUGUCCCCGACUCCGUUGUCCGCCAAAGCAACCUUCCUUCCACCAACUUCAAUCUCAUCGCUCUCGCACCCUGGUACAGCGUCAACUGCACCCAGUCCUAUCUUGCAUCUGCACGCUACGACCCCCUGCGUGCCUUUCUCUUUUACCUACCCACCAAUGAUACGUCAAAACCGCCUGACGAGGACUCGGACGUCUGGGAUCUGCAAGACGAUGGAGAAUGGAGGCUCGAGAACCACUACCCAAUCUUUGCAGUCUCUGGCGCCCUUGGCCAGGAGAUGAUGUACCAACUAAGCCUUUACUCAGGCAAUCUCACGGAUAUUCCCUUUGGUGAAAAUAUUAGCGAGAUCUACAACCCUGACCCCGACGACUAUGUCCGCAUAUGGACCGAGCUCACCGUCAGCACACCGACCGGCCUGCCCAAUGUCUGGGUCUUCAUCCUGGCUGUCAUCGGCGUGCUGCUCGCCGUCAUCACCGUCAUCUCUCUCUUCAUGCACUUUUUGUGGCGGCGAAGACGUGCAUCGCUUCAACGGCGCGUGGUAGUGGGCGAGAUCAACCUCGAGGCGAUGGGCAUCAAGCGCCUGACGGUCCCACCGAGCCACAUACAGAAAUUCCCGCUCUUCACAUACAACUACGAUCCACCGCCACCGCAGAGCCCGCCUGUCUCGCCUACCACCGAAGCCGUAAGCACCGUUUCGCCACGGUCAUCCACACCCCCUUCUGCCUCCCUGGCAUCACGACGACUUUCCCGACGAUCCCAAAGUAGGCCACACCAGAGCCUCGACGCUGCUUUGGAUAGCGAGGCUAUCACUAGCUCCAACUCCACUUCGGACGCUCGAAGUCAGUCGGCGUCUGACUACAGCGCACCCGCCGUGCCGACGGCGACGGCCGUACCAGCGUCUCCGGUGGCUGAAACGAUUUCCGAAGCCCCAAUUGUUGGCGACUUGGAGUACCAGCCGAAGUGCCAGAUUUGCCUGGAGCCGCACCAGAAUCGCGUGACCAUUAUUCGCGAAUUGUCCUGUGGCCACAUCUUCCAUCCCGAGUGCAUCGACGAGUUUUUGGCCCAUGUCAGCUCGCUGUGCCCGCUGUGCAAGGCGAGCAUGCUGCCGCGCGGGUACAGCCCACGCAUCACCAAUGCCAUGGUACGCCGUGAGCGGGCCAUUCGUCGACUGCGCGAGCGGGUCGUCGUGGAUUAUGUGAACAGUCCUGGAGAUCGCAGCCGUAUCCACAGCUGGAGCUCGUCGAUCAUGAAACACCUGCACAUCACGACGGACCGGCUGUCGGUGUCGCCCAGUCUUGGCACGCUCACGGCCGACCGCGAGUCAGGCAUCGAGCUCAAGAACCAGUCGAUUCUGCGCACGCAUUCGAUCCAUCAGUUGCCGGCGAUGAAUACGUCGGAGGCUACACGGCGGCGGAUGGCACGAUUGGCUGGGAUCCAGUUGCGCGACCUGGAGCCCCAAAAGGACGAGACGUGUAAGCCUUGUGUGCACCGUUACCAGAGUAUGCAUAUCGUCAAUGACAGAUACUAA